AACCUAUGACGAUGUUACGACUACCGGUUUCGAGCAAAGUCUUAUAUUUGAGAACUUGGACGCGCUCGAAGAGUUCGAGCUGCUUUAUAAGGAGCACGUUCUUAGACUAUUUCGUGGGAAAACACAGUCAUAAAUAUGUAAAAUCCAGUUCUGUUGUACCUCUGUACGAUGCUUCUGUGCCGUUUGUUAAUGCUGGAAUGAACCAGUUCAAAGGUAUAUUUCUUGGUAAAGUGGAUCCCCCAUAUCCUAGAGCUGUAAACUCUCAGAAAUGUGUACGAGUGGGAGGCAAGCAUAAUGACCUGGAUGUAGUUGGAACUGAUGGACAUCACCAUACAUUUUUUGAGAUGCUUGGCAACUGGUCUUUUGGGGAUUAUUAUAAGAACGAAGCCUGUCAAAUGGCUUGGGAUCUACUUCUCGGUCCAUAUAGGUUGAAACCUGAGGAUCUAGUGGUAACCUACUUCCAAGGUGAUGCGAUCAUGGGCCUAACAGAGGACACGGAGUGCAGGGACAUUUGGAAGAAAAUUGGAGUCCCUGAAAGUCGUUUACGAGCGUUGACAGCAACGGACAACUUCUGGGAGAUGGGCGCGAGUGGCCCAUGUGGGCCCUGCACAGAGAUACACUAUAUCAAUAAGGAUGGAUCCCUAACUGAGAUCUGGAACCUUGUCUUCAUACAGUUUAAUAGAGACGUGAAUGGCAAAGUACACGCGCUGCGACGCAAUCACGUGGACACGGGCAUGGGGCUCGAGCGAAUGGCGGCUUUACUUCAAGGCGUUCCGUCUAACUACGAUACAGAUCUCUUCCAACCUAUUAUUAAAGCCAUUGAAAAGAACAGUAAAGGUGUGAACAAAUACAGCGGCCGGUACGGCGCGGACGCCGCCCUCAAUGAAGCCUACCGAAGACUAGCGGACCAUUCGCGAAUGAUCAGCGUUUGUUUAGCUGACGGCGUAUUUCCGGCUACAAGCCUAAAUCUGAAGCAAAUACUUAGAAAAACCUUCAAAAUAUCUUCGGACGUAUUCCAUAACCCAAAAUUACUGCCAAUACUAUAUGACGAAGUCGCUGCUACGUUGGGCGCAACAUAUCCAGAACUAAUAGAGAAAGAAAAAGACGCCAAAACCAUUUUGGAACAUGAAUCGGAGGCCUAUGCAAAGAUGAGAUCAAAUCUUGUGAAGAAAUGGAAGGAUCUGGCCAAGCAGUAUCCGGAAGUUGAAGCUCUAAGUGACAUCGAGACGGCUGGGUUUGCUUUAGGGUAUAAAGAGUUUAAAGAGACAAUGGCGAAACAAAACUCUAACAUACUUCCAGGAGAUUUAGUCUUCAAGCUAUAUGACACUCACGGCUUCCAAGAAGAUGUCAUACAACGAAUAGCAACAUUGAAUCAAUUAGAAAUAGAUAGACAAGGCUUCUGGAAACUUCUAGCUGAUCAUAAAGCAAGGCAUAAAACUGCAUUAAGGGAACAAAGCUCAGAUAAAGGAUUAUUGUUUGAUAAAUGCAUACAACGACUUAUAGAGAACCGUUACAAAUCUACAAAUGAUAAACCAAAGUAUGAUUAUGUUUUCAAAAAUAAUAAAAUUGAGUUUAAGCUAUUGGAAACACAGAUAGUUGCAAUUCUUAAUUCUGAUCUAGAGUGGUUGGAUUUUCUACAACCAAAUGAAACAAGAACUUAUUUCAUAGUGACAAAAGACACAAAUUUCUACUGCGAAGAAGGGGGACAGGUCGCCGAUACGGGUACAAUGGAGAUCAAUAAAGAUGUUACUUUUAACAUUGAAUCUGCGUUCAAAAUUAGGGAUUUCGUGUUCCACAAGGGUAAAUUUAGUGUUGUACCAUUCUGUGAAACAGCUGUAAACAAUAAAAACAAUGUUGUGUUAGCUAUUAAUGAAGAAAGAAGACUGAAUAUUAUGAGGAAUCAUACUGCAGUUCAUUUGAUGAACGCUGCCAUUAGAAAAACUCUGCCACAUAGUGUAGUGUGUCAAAUAGGUUCAAGUGUAACAGACAAAGGACUGUAUUUAAAUUUGUCAGUUUACGGUGAGAAGUUGUCCCAGAAAGUUAUUUUGGAUGCUCAAAAAUUAGUUAGGCAAUCAAUUGAGUCACACUCUCCUGUGGAGACUAGAGUAAUAGACUGUGUGCAGUUAUCCAACGAGCCAGAUGUGCUUCUGAUUCCUGGGGAGAUAUACCCUGAGACUGGGCUCCGGUUGAUCACAGUUGAUCUGCCGCUUGUGUCAAAAGAGCUAUGUUGCGGCACUCACGUACCAAGUACAGGUGUGAUCGGCGAGUUCUGUGUAACGCUAGUCAAAGGCGCGCGUGGCCACACGCCCACCAUACAUGCGCUUACUGGAGAUAGAGCCACAGAGGCCCGCGAACUCUUUUGCAGAGCACAACAACUGGAACAUGUAAUAGAGCUGAUCGAGCCGGAACCCAAGAAGCGGGAGAUAGCAAGUAUCCGGAGCCAGCUGGCGGAAGUGUGCGGCACCGGCGGCGCACCCUACGCCGAUUACGCUCAGUGCCUUGCCCUCUUGGACAGUUUGCAGAAGAGAGCGGUUAAUAAGAAUGAAAUGGCGCUACAGGCAAUAGCAGAACAAGAGAUUCGUGAAGCGUCAGCGGAAGCAGCCCGAAGCGGCCGCAGAUUCAUAGUGCACUUCCUGCGUUGCUCAUAUCUGAUGCAGAGUGAAAGUGUGACCAAAAUCUUGGCGGGGUGUCCCAUUUCCGGACCGGCACUGGUGAUUGGCUGUGCAGGUGGGGUCAUUGUAGCCUCCUGCAGGGUACCACAGGAUAUGGUAAGCUCGACGUUCGACGCCCCGCGGUGGCUGAGCUGCGUGCUGCCAGUGUUUCAAGCUCAGUUGCUGCCGCCAGUCGACGGACUGUCGCCGUCCACGCAAGCCGAAAUGGCCGCCACUAAGGUAUAUUUCUUUUUUUUGUAAUAUCAAGUGACGGGACG
This is a messenger RNA of Hyposmocoma kahamanoa, 2929 nucleotides long. It is a transcript of the gene AlaRS-m, whose product is annotated as alanine--tRNA ligase, mitochondrial. The transcript has 13 exons. The coding region runs from base 6 to 2912 and encodes 968 amino acids. Gene Ontology annotation, cellular component: cytoplasm; mitochondrion. Gene Ontology annotation, biological process: tRNA modification; alanyl-tRNA aminoacylation. The record is from RefSeq and is a predicted model, not a curated record. Gene Ontology annotation, molecular function: amino acid binding; ATP binding; nucleic acid binding. Lineage: Eukaryota; Metazoa; Arthropoda; Insecta; Lepidoptera; Cosmopterigidae.